CUAUUUAGCCAUUUUUUUAAAUUGCAAUAGACAGCAGGUUGAAAGAUGUCCUAAAUUUUGCAAUAUUAAAACAUGGAUACAUUGUCAAUUGAAAUAAGAGGAAUACCUCCAGUGUACAGCAAGUUUAAAUUGAGUGCUUUUUUGAGAAAAUGCCCUGGAGGUGGAAACAUUGUGGAAAUUAUCAAAGAUGGAUCAAAAACACAAGUCAGAUUUGGUAACAGUGAAGCUUUAAAGGCAUUUCGUGAUGGAGGACCAUAUGAACUUGAAUUUGGUGGAAAACAUCAGCUGGAAAUUAUAUAUACUAAAGAAAGUCCAUCUGAAGGCAUUGCUCAAUCUGUUCCCUAUGUUCACCAAUAUACCCCACUAAAUGACAUAUCUAAUACUUAUCAAUGGUCCACAUUGACAUCAAUGGGGUUGGCUGCAGAACCUGGAUCUAGAGGUCUUUUGGUACAAAAUACUGGAGACAACACUCAGCUUGAAACAAUCAAGAAAUACUUUGAAAGCGAGAAGCACAGUAAUGGAGGUUUGACCAAAAGUAUCGUGAAAGUGCAUGAUGGCAUUUUGAUAUUUUUUGAAGAUGAAACUAAGAUUGAUGCGGUGUUGGAGACUCAUAAUAGAAAGGUUUUAACAUUUCCAAGUGGAAAACUAGAACUCCAUCCAAAGAUCUUUCCGAAAAUAUUUUCAGAUCGCGUGGUUAUAAAAAUUCUUGAACCUAAUUCUGGUGCUACUAUAGAAGAAACUGCAUUCAAUUUGACACUUUCUAUUGAAUCGACAAAUAAUACUGUAGAUGUGCUGGACUGUCACCAUUGUGGGUUGGGAACAUUUCUUGUGAAAUUUAAAAACUCUAUAGGCCCAUCUGAACUUCAUGAUAUGAUCGGCAAACUCAACUCUGAGAAAGAUGACAAAAGGGCAUCUAUACUUCUACGAUCUGAUGUUUUGUCCGUAAAAGGUGAUGACAUAACAUCAUUGCCUGAAGAUACUUUGAACUUGUUUUUUUCAAAUAAGAAACGGUCAGGUGGUGGACCUGUUACUUUGGUUAAAAGAUCAAAGAAUAGGACUUUCAUUCAUUUUUCAUCUUAUGAAGAUGCAGAAAAUGCUGAACAUUUCAUCAAGAACAGGGAUCCUUUCAAAAUACAAAACAUUGUAAUAGAGGUAAAUCUAUACUAUGACUGCCUAUAUGAAGAAGAAUUGCCAGAAACUGAUGAAUCAAGAGAAGAAAAAGAUUUAUUAAAAAAGACAGAAUUGAAAAUGUACUCACAUGUUGUAACACGGGACAAUGAAAAUAUUUUGGAAUUUGCAAAAGAUUCGCUAUGGAAUAUAUGUAAGCACUCAGCAACUUUAAAAUUAUACGGUCACAACUUGGUAGAAUUUACUCCAAAGGUUGAGAUGGACACAGCGACAAGUAUAUUCAAAACGCAAGAAGAUUUCGAAACAUUUUGUAGACAAAGUCUAGAUGAGUUUUUUUCGCAAUAUUCAGUUGAGCAAAAGACCUUUGAGAGACAAAUGCUAAAAAAUGGUAGAUGUUUCCAUGAGCAAUUGACGCCAGAUUAUUUUCAAAGGAACCCAUCAAGAAAUGCAAGUGUUAGGUGGACUUCAAAUACAGUGAAAGUUGUCGGUGUUGAAAAAGAAGUGAAAUCAAUAAUAGAAACUCUCACUGAGUUGGUUGAAAAAUAUCUGAUAGAGGAUAUACAUAUACCAGAUGACAAAUUCCAAAUGAUAAAAGAAUGCAAUGUAUGGAAUGAUCUCAUGAAGAAUGUUAAUAGUCACGUAAAAUGCGUACGUGACCAACAGAUCUUAAAAAUGUGUGGGACUGAAAUUGAUAUUAAGCUUGGUCGUAUGUGUCUUGAGAAUUAUUUGAAGUCUUCAAGCAAAGUUCCAUUGACAAAAAUGGAAACAGAAAAACUAGCAUUUUUGAAACAAGUCCUGUCAAAAGCAUGCAAUUCCAAUGCCAAGAAGUUUAUUCUGGACAAGUUUCAUGCCAAAAAUAUUCAAGCUACUUUGAAGCUGUCUGGAGACAAUGUUUAUCUGACGUCAUUCGAAGAACUUCCGAGUGAAAAAUGUACCGAAGCCUUGGAAAUAUUAGAAGCCAUUAUUCUUGUCCAUCUCAUUACGCUUGAUGAAGCAAAGAAAAAUGCAUUGAAAGAAAAUAAGUGGAAUGAGCUCAUUAAAGAUUUGUCAGAAAGUAGUUGUGUUUAUAUUAAUAUGAAGAGUGCAUCAAUAAAUUUGGUGGGUUUAAAAAAUUUGAUUCAUGACAUAAAGCCAAGAGUAGAGGACUUUUUUCAAAAAAAUGUGACUCAGGAAAAAAUCAUCAAAGCAUGCUAUGGAAAGGCCAAGUUUAUUGCUGAGAGAUCUAGUGAUUUCAGUUCUUUCAAUUGUCAACAGAAAGGUAUCGAAAUUGCACUAACUCAUAGAAAUGGUGGCGGAAUUUCAGUGAGAGGAAAAUUUAUUGCACUAGACCAAGCUGAAAAAGAUAUAAGUAGAGCAUUGCAAUGUGUAAAGGAGAAAACUGAAAUUAUGGUGGAUCCAGGUGCACAUGAGUACUUUCAUUCUGAGGCUGGAAGAACUUCCAUCAACAAUAUUGAGGUACUUUGUGAGUGCACAAUUUUAAAAGACUCACCAAACUGCGAAGAGUGGCAACUAGAUGGGGCAACAGCUUCAAGCAGAGCUGCUUUGUCAAUAAAGUCGCUGCCAAUAAGUCCACUAUUUGUGGGUAUUCUCGCAAAAAAAAAAUUGUCCGUUAAAGUGAGCAUAUGGAAAAAUGACUUGACUGAUCAUGCUUGCGAUGCUAUCGUUAAUCCAACAGAUGGUAAAUUCUCUAUGGGUGGAAAGCUAUCUGAGAAUAUCAUUACGAAAGGUGGAAAUGAAAUUCUCAAAAGUGCCAAACAAAAGAAAUUUAACAUUGGUGAUGCCAUUAUAACUGGUGCAGGAAACCUGAAAUCUUGUAAAAAAAUAAUACACGUGGCUGUACCUAGGUAUCAGUCUGGUGAUAGAGAUGCUCAAAAAAAGUUGCAAUCUUGUGUAUUCGAAGCUAUGAAAAUAGCAGACAAAAAUAAACUGAAGAUAAUUGCUUUUCCUGCACUGUGUUGUGGAAAGGCAGAUCUUAGAGAAAUUAGAGAAAUUGUUCAGUUGUUAUUUGAAUCUUUGCAAGAUUACAUUGCAGAAACAGCCAAGUGCUCAGUUGAAGAGGUGCAGUUAGUCGAAUUUGAAAAUCAAAAUGUCAUAGAUGAAAUGAAGAGAUUGGCAAAUGAGAAUUGUCGGUCACAUGUGGAACAACCAUUGCAACCAACGGUCAAUGUCGAAGUGUCAAAAAAUCAAGCAGUGAAUGUUCAAACGUUGCUUGUACUCGGAAGCAUAGCAGACCAGUCUGCAGAUGUUAUUGUGAACACCAUUGUUGCAGCACAUGUAAAUACCAUGAAAGGGGGAGCUGUCUCUAAUGCAUUAAGAAGAAAAUGUGGAUCAUCAGUAUUGAAUGAAUGUUCCAGUCUCAAGAAACCAUUUAAUUCUGGAAUGGUAUUAGAAACAUCUGGAGGCAAUCUAAACUGUAAAAAACUGUAUCACGCUAUCACUAGCGAAUGGAAUCCCAGGAAGUCUGAGGAAGUUGUACGUGAAAUUGUAUCCAAUUGUAUGAAGAAGGCUGAUAGGAGUGGAUUCAAAACAUUGGCUUUUCCUGCUAUUGGAACUGGAGGCUUCAAAUACCCGCCUGAUAAAGUUUCCAGCUGGAUGCGUGAUGAAAUUUCAUCAUUCAGGGGACUUUGUUUAAAUCAAGUUAUCAUUGUUUUGUAUCCAUCCGACCAACGUGUGUCUUUAGCAUUUGAAUCAGCAUUCAAACAAGCAGCACAUCCACAAGGAAAUCAGACAGCAGCUAUACCACAUGCUGUGUCAUCAUCUUUGCCUGGAUCUUCUCAUUCACAAAGUCAGUCUACAAAAUAUGGAGAUGUGACAGUAGCAGUGUAUCAAGGGGAUAUUACUGAGGAAAAAAGUGAUGCUAUUGUGAACAGCACAAAUAUGCAGUUUGACCUGAGCUCAGGAUUUGUUUCCGGGGCUAUAUUAAAAAAAGGGGGCAAAACGAUUCAAGAUGAACUUAAUAGCACAAAACAACGUCAGAAAACAUUCAAAGUUUCUUCUGGUGGUAUGUUGCCAUGCAAAAAAAUAAUCCAUGCCUACUUUCCUGAUCCUGGCAAUAUUGGAGGCAUUUCUAUGGAAGAUUCACUCCUAGACGUAUUGAUGGAGGCGGAUCGACUUGGCAUGAACUCUAUAUCCAUACCAGCCUUGGGAACAGGUAAUAAGAGCUGGGCAAAAAAUGAUGUAGCUACAAUUAUGGCAGACUGCUUUCUGAAAUUUUCAAAGAAAUCAGUUUCUAACGUUUGUUGUAUUAAUGUUGUGGUGUUCGAGUCUUCUAUGCUGGAUGAUUUUCAAAGUUGUAUAACUAAAAAUCCUCCCAAAAGUCAGUCAGGAAUUAAAGGCUAUUUCAAAGGUGCAUAUAGCUCAUUGAAAAGCUUAUGGAGUAGCGACGUGAAAGAACCCUCAGAUACUGAUACAGCCUAUUCACAAAAAGCACCAGAAGAGUUCAAACUUUAUUUGUAUUUCGAUGAGGAAAGGAACUUACAAGAGGCUUUAAAGAGUUUACAUGGAGAAGUAUCAAAAAUUUCAUCGAGGCAGAGCAUCGAUCUGAGUUCUUAUGAAGUUGACGUGUCGCAAUGUGACAUAGAAUACUUACAAAAUAAAUACGAUGUAAAAAUUGAGAAGCACACUACAAGAUUUUUACAAGAACUGAUUAUCUGGGGAUUAACAGAAAAAAUUGUCAAGGCUUUACCCAGCAUUCGAGAGUACAUCCAAAUUCUUGCAGAAGCGACUAAAUCAGUUAAACUUGUGAUAUGGAAACAUUCAGACGAUGGCUCCAAUUGGAACCGAUUUUCUGAAACUGACAGUUUAGCACUGGAACAAGAAUAUCAGAAAAAAAAUUUGCCAGAAUAUAAAGUUUAUGCUGUGAAUCUCUCAAGCCGACAAAUGUGUAAAGUUGAUUUUGAAUCAAACAUUUUAUUUCUGGAUCCGCCUUGUAAAGUACUACGACAGGAAGUUUUUGAGACAUUCAGAGAAUUGCCUCCAGAUUGGGAGACGGCAGAAGAUGGCAAAAAGGGUGUUAUCGUUCAAAAAAACUCUAAGGAAUAUCAAGAUGUGACAGAGAAUUUGUCUCGUCUAAAUUAUUUUGCCAACAUAUUAUCUGUGAAAAGGAUUCAAAAUGAGCAGCUAUAUUCUCAGUUUAUGAGUAAGAAAGUGGAAGUGGAAAAAAAGUUGCAAAAGUAUAAUACCAAUAAUCCCGUUGUACGAAAACUUUAUCACGGUACAACAUGUGCUGAUGAUAUUUUGGAUAAUGGAUUUGAUAAAGGUUUUGCAGGAAAAAAUGCCACCUUCUUUGGGAGAGGUGUGUACUUUGCAGUUUCGCCAAAGUACUCUCAUCGUUAUACUAGCAAAGAAAAGGGUGUAGAGAAGACAUUGUUCUUGGCCGACGUAAUAACAGGUGAUUUCUGUCAAGGAUCAGAAAAUAUGGUUGCACCUCCUUCAAGAUCAGCAACCAAUAAGACAGAGCUGUAUGAUAGCUUGGUGAAUGACCCAAAUCAACCAACAAUAUUUGUUGUAUUCAAGGAUGCUUCAGUGUAUCCCAAGUAUCUCAUCACCUACAAAUAUGACGAACAGUAACAUGAAUUAGUGACCAAAAUCAUUCUUUAUUAUAUAAAUGUAGUGUGUCAACUUGAUUUAUUGUACCUUAUUUUCUCUAUCAUUGCACAUCGUCCAACACUUUGUUUGGGAUUAGAUCCACAACAAGCAUUUUUGCUUGGUGCAAUCCUACUAAAGCAGGGUAAAAAUGCUAGAAUAGUGAUCGGAACGAGUGUUGUUAUAAACCAGUUAAGAGUUUUUGCUUAUAAUUUUACUUCUUACUAGUGUAUUGAAAGAUAAAAGCAAAUACUUUUCAUUAUAAGUACAUGUACUAUGUAGGGAACAGUUGAAUGCUUUUUUUGCAAAAUUUUAGUUUAGAAUUAUCACUCCGUGGUUCUCCACACCACCUGUGUUCAUCGAACAAGUGCUUGCAUUUUUGGUUCAUAUGAAUUAUUGUGUAUAUAUAGGUAUAUAAACCAGGGGUGUCAAACUCGUGGGUUCUCGUGGGCCGCAUUGCAUUUUUGGAAUUGUUCAAAGGGCCGCAAACAUUUUCUGGUAAAUAUUUAAUAAUGUAUACUUGGAGUAUAUUUUUAGACAGGUCUAGAUUGUGACAUAUAUU
This is a messenger RNA of Styela clava, 6274 nucleotides long. The record is from RefSeq and is a predicted model, not a curated record. NCBI's taxonomy places the organism in Eukaryota, Metazoa, Chordata, Ascidiacea, Stolidobranchia, Styelidae.